UGGUAUGUCACGUUUGGUUUGUUUAUACUUGUUUUCAUGUUCAAUUUUUAAAAAACUAUCUAAUUAUUAAACAUUAGUUGAUAUUUAAAUUAUCAAAAUCAAAAUGGGCGAAGAAGAUGCUUUCGAGAAGAAAAAAUCCCAUAGAGAUCGACAUUCGGGUCGAAAGGCCGACAAAAAGAAAACCAAAAAAGCAAAUCUAAACCCUGUCGAAGAAUUAACCGCCAAACAAAGAAAUCCCAAGGCAUUCGCUUUUAAUUCAGCAAUCCGAGCUGAAAGAAAGUUCAGAAGAAAACAAGAUAUUGACACUAAAAAACAACAUAUCCCUUUAGUGGACAGAUCGCCAAUAGAGCCUCCUCCUAUAUUAAUUGCUGUAGUCGGUCCACCAAAAGUAGGCAAAACCACUGUAAUCAACAAUUUGAUAAAACUAUUCACAAAGUCUCCAUUAAGCGAUAUUAAAGGCCCAGUUACAAUUGUAACAGGCAAAAAGCGUAGAAUAACAAUCGUAGAAUGUAAUAAUGAUAUAAAUUCAAUGAUAGAUUUAGCCAAAGUGUGCGAUUUAGCUUUGCUGCUGUGCGAUGCAAGCUUUGGUUUUGAAAUGGAAGUGUUUGAAUUUUUAAAUAUAUGCCAAGUACAUGGAAUGCCUAGAAUUAUGGGAGUUUUGACCCAUUUAGAUAUGAUCAAGAACAGUAAGACACUCAAAACCACCAAAAAAACAUUGAAACAUAGAUUUUGGACGGAAGUUUAUCCAGGUGCUAAACUAUUCUACCUUUCUGGUAUCAUUCAUGGAGAAUAUCUAAGAAAUGAAAUAAAAAAUUUAGGUAGAUUUAUAUCUGUCAUGAAAUUCAGGCCUUUGUUGUGGAGACAAAACCACAGCUACAUUUUAGGAGAUAGAUAUGAAGAUUUAACCAAUCAAGAAUUAAUCAGGCAAAAUCCAAAGUGUGACAGAAAAAUUUCUUUGUAUGGUUACAUAAGAGGUGUUCCAUUAAAAAAGGAAAAUUCAGUUCAUAUUGCUGGUUUCGGAGAUUUAAAAAUCCAAGAUAUUUCUUAUUUGCCAGACCCUUGCCCUCUACCAGAUGCGAUUAAAAAACGAGCCCUAGUUGAAAAGGAAAAACUCGUGUACGCUCCAUUUUCUGGAGUUGGAGGCAUUGUGUACGAUAAAGAUGCAGUUUAUGUAGAAAUGCCUAACAGUCAAAGCCAAAUGAAAAAAAAUGAAGACAGUGAAACUUCAAAUAUUUUCACUAAUUUAAUUGAGACUAAGGAAACUGCUGAUUUUAAAAGGGAAAAUUGGAAAUUGCAAAUUUUUACUGGUGACAAUAAAAUAACAGAUUUUGAUAAUGAAGAUUUUAGUCAACUUGAGCAAAAUAAAAUUGAUUCAACCAAGAAUUAUAAAGAGGAAGCUGUUGAAGAUUCAGGAAGAAUUAGGAGAAAAGUUAUUUUUGACAAUAAUGAUGAGGCUGAAAUUUCUGACUCAGAUAAUGAAGAUUCAGUUGUUGAGCAAGACAAUACAGAAGUCAAAUCAGCGCCAAAGCCUAAAAAGGACGAAGAUAUUCAAUCAAAAAUCAAAGAAGUAUUGACAAACUUGGAAAAUAAAAGCGCUCCAAUUGAGCAAGACUUGGAUUCAAGUGAUUCUGAAGAAAUGGAAGAAGAUGAGGAUUCAGAUUCGGAAGUAGAAGACAAUGACAAUGAAGAAGAUAUGGCAGUAGAAUGGAAACAAAACUUAGUUAAAAAAGCAAAAGAUGCUUUCCUGGAAAGAAUUAGCACCUCACAAAAUUUGAUGAAGCUUGUUUAUGGAGUAUUUGAUGCGCAAUAUCAAAAAGCUCAACAGGAAACCCAAAAUGAAGCAAGCAGUGACGAAGAAGAUAUUGGUGGCAUAUUCAAAAAAGUAUCUAAAGAUCAACAGAAGAAAAAAUUGGAAAAAGAUAAUAUGAAUUUAACUGAAUCACCUUUAAUGUUCCCAUGGAAUACAGUCACCAAAGACUGGACAGAAGAAGAAAAUAAAGUACUAAUAGCCAAUUGUUUUGUCACUGGCAAAUGGAAGGAUUCUGAAGAUGCUAGUGAACUAUUAAAACUUGAUGAUACUCAAAAUUUGAGUGAUGUUGAUGGUGAUUUUGAAGAUUUGGAAACUGGGAUUAAACAUGAAGCAGGUCAAAAACGAAAACGCGAAGAUGAUGAAAAGGAUGAUAAAGCUGACAAAGAAGCUUUGGCGGAGAAAAAGCGCAAACUAAAGGAAAAAUUCGAUUCAGAAUACGAUAACACAGACAAAAGUAGUUAUUACGACGAGCUAAAGAUGACUGCAGAAAAACAGGCCCAAUUGAAUAAAACCGUUUUUGAUAACAUGCCCGAUGAUGUCCGAGUCCAAGUGGAAGGAUUCAGACCUGGAAUGUAUGUCAGAAUCGAAUUUGAAGAUGUUCCUUCUGAAUUUAUAACAAAUUUUGAUCCCACAUAUCCUUUAGUCAUAGGCUCAUUGAAUAUGGGCGAGGAAAAUAUUGGAUAUGUGAAUGUUAAGAUCAAGAAGCACAGAUGGUAUAGUAAGAUUUUGAAAACAAGCGACCCGCUGAUUAUAUCUUUGGGUUGGAGGAGGUUCCAGACUAUACCAUUAUAUUCAAAACUUGAAGACGAUUUGAAGAGUAGAUAUCUAAAGUAUACCCCCGAACACUUAGCAUGCAAUGCUCAUUUUUGGGGCCCAAUCACUCCACAAAGCACUGGAUUUUUGGCAUUACAAAGUGUGGAUUCUAAUCCAGAGAUUCUGAAGAAGCAAGGUUUUAGAAUAGCGGCAACAGGUUCAGUGCAGGAACUAGACAAAACCACCCAGAUAAUGAAAAAACUGAAACUCAUCGGCUAUCCAUUGAAGAUUUACAAAAAGACAGCUUUUAUCAAAGGAAUGUUCAACAGCGCAUUAGAAGUAGCAAAAUUUGAAGGGGCCAGAAUCAAAACCGUGUCUGGUGUUAGAGGGCAAAUUAAAAAAGCCGCUAGUAAACCUGAGGGUUGCUUCAGGGCUACUUUUGAAGAUAAAAUUUUGCUGAGUGAUAUCGUGUUUUGUCGUACUUGGUAUAAGGUCGAUGUGCCUGAAUAUUACAACCCUGUAACCACCCUUUUAUUGCCUCCUGAUCAGAAAAAUCAAUGGAAAGGUGUUAGGACUACUGGAGAAAUAAAACGCGAUAAAAAUCUUAGAAAUCCUACAAAUGUGGACAGUUUAUAUACACCAAUUGCAAGGGAAGAAAAGCCAUUUAAGCCCCUUGUAGUUCCUGCAAAACUACAAAAAGCUCUGCCAUAUAGAGACAAGCCUAAUCAUGGCGUUAAAUCCACAGACAAGAAGAAAUCUAUUGAUAGAGUGGCUGUUAUACGAGAACCUCACGAACAAAAGGUUGCAAAUAUGAUUAAGAUGAUUAAGGCUUCUUAUCAGCACAAACAAGCUAAACUUAAAGAAGAAACUAAGCAAAGAAUGGAAAAACACAGACAAGAGGUUUCAGCUCAAGAAGCGAGUAAAGAUAGGAAAAUUAAGCAGAAAAAGAAGGCGGUGUUUAGGAGUAAGAGUAAAGCUCAAAUAAGUCAAGAGAAGAAAGGAAACAAAUAAAUUGUUUUAGUUAAGAUUGUUUUAUUACAGUUUUAUAUGAUAUAACUUUCUGUAUAGUGUUUUGGCAAUAUGGAAAAACUACUAUUCUUUCACCCCUAGCAUCCUUAUUGAAAAAAUCUAAACUAUCGUAUCUACAUGAAAUAUUAAAGGU
Ceutorhynchus assimilis (cabbage seed weevil) is the source of this 3725-nucleotide messenger RNA. Lineage: Eukaryota; Metazoa; Arthropoda; Insecta; Coleoptera; Curculionidae. The record is from the annotation of a GenBank genome assembly.